Molecule: messenger RNA, 453 nt
Organism: Talaromyces amestolkiae
Lineage: Eukaryota; Fungi; Ascomycota; Eurotiomycetes; Eurotiales; Trichocomaceae
Exons: 2
Coding region: 1-453 (150 amino acids)
Source: RefSeq, a predicted model, not a curated record
AUGGUGAACUGGACUCCAGAGCUUAUUUCAAAAUUCCUCCUCACCACCUUGCAGCAAAUCUCCCCCCAGAUUUCUCGUGAAACCUGGAAUAAGGUUGCAGACGUGAUGGGAGAUGAUUUCUCUGCCGAAGCAUGUCGUCAAAAGUACGCGAAACUACUGGGGGCCGCGGGUGUCGAGUCUGUUCCAACUACUCCCGGGCCAGCAACUCCAGUGAAAGCUACUCCCAAGUCUGGAGGUCGCAAGCGCAAGGAUGCCACCGGCAUCGAGGCCAUCACCCCUUCCAAGCCUUCUUCCGCGAAAAAGCAGAGGAAGGUUAAACUCCCUGAUACCUUCAAGGCCGAAGAGAAAAAUGGCAUGAAGAUUGAAGAAGAUAUUGACCAUGAGGAAUUGGUGGUCCCCCCAACUCCAUACAAGAAGCCUGUCAAGUCUGCCUUCGCCGAUGAUUCUGACUAA